CCACUAGUUGCUCGCUCAAUGACUAUAGCAAAUGAAUAAACGAUGUUCGUUUUUCUUUUGCUAAAAAAAUUUCACUGUUUGAUGAAUAGAUUUUUCAUUUUGCUAUAAAAUAUGAUGAUGAUCACUAAAGAAGAAAUCCUAAAUUUAAUCCAAAUUGCUCGUAAUUCUUUAGUUUAUAGCUAUUGUCCUUAUAGCCAUUUUCCUGUCGCAUGUGCAUUACUUUGUCAUGAUGACACCAUCUAUACAGGAUGUAAUGUUGAGAAUGCAGCUUAUUUUGGUUCGAUCUGUGCUGAACGUACGGCCAUUGUAAAAGCUGUUUCAAGUGGCCAUAGAAAAUUCAGAGCAAUAGCUAUUACAUCGAAUCUAAUGAAUGAUAUCUGUGCACCUUGUGGUAAUUGUCGCCAAUUCAUGGUAGAGUUUGGUAAAGAUCUGAUUGUAAUACUGGCCAAUCACAAUAAUGAUGAGUACAAACAAUACACUAUCAAUGACUUGUUGCCUCAUUCGUUUGGACCUGAAAAUCUUACGGAUUAUUACAAAUUAAUAGCAAAAUCAUCAUCAUCAUAAUCAUAAUCAUUGAAAUAUAAUCAUAAAUAAAGAAUCAAUAUUCUUGCGAAUGGAUUUCUAAUAAUUAUUCUAUUAAUUACAAAUAUAUUAGAUUAAAAUUGAAUUAGAAUUGAGA
Messenger RNA from Dermatophagoides farinae (American house dust mite), 679 nucleotides. Its product is annotated as cytidine deaminase. Gene Ontology annotation, cellular component: cytosol. The record is from RefSeq and is a predicted model, not a curated record. NCBI's taxonomy places the organism in Eukaryota, Metazoa, Arthropoda, Arachnida, Sarcoptiformes, Pyroglyphidae. Gene Ontology annotation, molecular function: zinc ion binding; cytidine deaminase activity.